Messenger RNA from Rotaria sp. Silwood2, 852 nucleotides. The record is from the annotation of a GenBank genome assembly. Lineage: Eukaryota; Metazoa; Rotifera; Eurotatoria; Philodinida; Philodinidae.
AUGAUCAUAGAAAAUGCCACAGAAUUUUUCAUCGAUGGUACUUUCAAAGUAGUACCACAAAUCUUUUUUCAAUUAUUUGCUAUACACGCCAGUUAUCGUGAUCAUGUUAUACAAGUGACAUUUAUUCUUUUAUCAUCGAAGAAGGAAGAAAUUUAUCAAGUAAUGGUUGAUGAAAUUAUCCAGUUGGCGCCAGCAUGGCAACCACAGAGAGUAAUGAUGGAUUUCGAAAAAGCUACAAUAAAUGUAUUUAAUCGUGCGUUUCCAGUAGUCGAAUUAAGUGGUUGCUACUUUCACAUCUGUCAAAGUGUUCCUCGGUUUCUCCUGACACACGGUUUCAAGCAACUGUAUGAGACAGAUGUGACAUUUGCUGAUAACAUACACAAGAUAAUAGCAUUAGCAUUUAUUGAACCCUCUAUGGUUAUCGAUGGUUUUGUAUUAUUAUGUUCGAAUCUUGAUUAUGAUUAUCAACAGUUAUUAGAUUAUAUAGGGGAUAAUUAUAUCGGACGAUUACGUGGGCGUACAAGAAGACAAGUAUCUUAUCCAAUUGAUUUUUGGAAUAUAGUAACACGUGUCAAAAGUGAUUUACAUCGAACCAAUAAUAAUUUCGAGGGUUGGCAUAGAAAAUUAAAUUGCGCUUUUCAAUGUAGUCAUCCAUCUUUAUGGACAUUUUUAGACAAAUUGAUCAAAGAAGAAAACAACAUACAUUCGGACAUUAUUAAUGCGAUGACAGGAAGACAACCACCGGUAGGAAAAUAUGAAUCAUUCAAUAGACGACUCAAACAACUGAUUGAAAAUCCGCAUUCAAAUUUUUAUGACCAAUUAACAUGCGUUGGACGUUUAUUGUCUCUAUAA